Penicillium oxalicum is the source of this 876-nucleotide messenger RNA. RefSeq names its product 1-acylglycerol-3-phosphate O-acyltransferase SLC1. Gene Ontology annotation, molecular function: 1-acylglycerol-3-phosphate O-acyltransferase activity. The transcript has 2 exons. Lineage: Eukaryota; Fungi; Ascomycota; Eurotiomycetes; Eurotiales; Aspergillaceae. Gene Ontology annotation, biological process: phosphatidic acid biosynthetic process. The record is from RefSeq and is a predicted model, not a curated record. Gene Ontology annotation, cellular component: endoplasmic reticulum; membrane. The coding region runs from base 1 to 876 and encodes 291 amino acids.
AUGUCGUUUACUUCCUAUAUUGUUACAGGUGUCAGUUGCUACGUAGCCGGUACACUGGCACUCUUUGCCCUGGGCCAAAAAGUCCCUCGCGCGGCAUUCGUCGCGCGCUGCCUCGCUGCAUAUGGCUCGCUCCUUGUGUGCGCCAUCUACGGUGUGAUUGCUUCCAUCGUCCUUCGUCUCGUUGGCUAUGGCCGUGUUUCGCAGUGGGCGACUGCCCGAAGCUUCAAGUGGGUGAUGCGGCUUGCAACUGGUGUGACAUUUGAUAUCAUCGAGGGCCAAGAGCACUUGUCCACGCGGCCGGCGAUCUUUGUUGGCAACCACCAGUCAGAACUGGAUGUAUUGAUGCUCGGGGUUGUUUUCCCACCAUACUGCAGUGUGACCGCGAAGAAGUCUUUACGCAAUGUUCCGUUCCUCGGCUGGUUUAUGACCCUGUCGCGUACGGUCUUCAUUGACCGAGCCAACCGGGAGAAUGCCAUGAAAGCCUUUGACGGAGCAGUGAGGGAGAUGCGCGAGCACCGUCAGAGCGUGUUUAUCUUCCCCGAGGGUACGCGAAGCUACUCUGACGAGCCUAUGCUACUGCCGUUCAAGAAGGGUGCUUUCCAUCUGGCUGUAAAGGCUGGUGUACCAAUUGUGCCGGUCGUGGCUGAGAAUUACUCCCAUGUCCUGUCGCCUCGCAACUUGCGAUUCAACGCUGGCUCAAUCAAGAUCAAGGUCCUGCCUCCUAUUGAAACUAAGAAUCUGACCCCUGCCGACGUGGAUCGGUUGACUGUGUCCACCCGUGACUCGAUGCUCGAGGCGAUGAUGAGCAUGGCAAAGCAAACACACAAAGUUGAGCCCUCGCGAACCAACGGCGUCUCGACCGCCAUUGAGAUCUGA